GGUUUUGUACCCAAUAAAAUUUCUUUCGUCCCUUCUUCUCGUCGUCGCUCCUCUUUUUUCUUUCUCUCCCGUACUAGUAAACCCUAACACUAGGACCUCGACCUCCCUCCGCCCUCCCCCUCUUCCCGAAAGCUCGGAUUUUGGGAGAUAGGCGAGCUAUCUGACACUCUAACCCUAAUCCUCCCCCGGCGGUCCUAGCCAUGGCCGGGCAGUCCGUGAACAACCUCUACGAGACGGCGUCCCAGCCCGACACCAGCGGAGACGCCUACACCUUCCUCGAGUUCAACACCCAGGACGACUUCGACGACUACCCCGAGUUCCAGGAACUCUCCCAGCCCUCCCGAUCGACCGCUUGGCCCCCUCCCUCUCUGCCACCAGAGCCCGUUCCGGACACCCCGGCCGCCGAUCUGCAGGCACCGAACUCCGCUUCCCCUUCCCCCGCGCGCUCCCCCUCCGCCUCCUCGUCCUCCAAGGUCAGGGGUGCUUCUGGCGGUCAGGCAGCCAGCGCUGGCGCAGUUGAUGCCCUCGCGGCCGGCAUGAGCGGGCUUAACUUCGAGGAGACUGGCGAUGAAAAUUAUGAAUUUGGCAAGGGGGAUUUCACGGAACACGCUUGCCGGUAUUGUGGGCUGCAGAACCCGGCCUGUGUUGUGAGGUGCAACAUUCCUACGUGCAGGAAGUGGUUCUGUAACUCGAGGGGGAACACCUCGGGCUCCCAUAUCGUCAAUCAUCUGGUUCGAGCAAAGCACAAAGAAGUUUGUCUCCACAAAGACAGCCCAUUAGGAGAAACAAUUCUUGAAUGCUAUAAUUGUGGUUGUCGGAAUGUUUUUCUCCUUGGAUUUAUUUCUGCUAAAACAGAAAGUGUUGUUGUUCUCUUGUGUAGAGAACCAUGUUUAAAUGUCAAUGCACUAAAGGACAUGAAUUGGGAUCUAAGUCAGUGGUGUCCACUCAUUGAUGACAGGUGUUUCCUACCGUGGCUUGUUAAGGUUCCUUCAGAACAGGAACAAUUGAGAGCACGCCAAAUUAGUGCUCAGCAAAUCAACAAACUGGAAGAGCUUUGGAAGACAAACCCUGAUGCUUCUAUGGAAGAUCUUGAGAAGCCUGGAGUGGAUGAUGAACCUCAGCCUGUUUCUUUGAAGUAUGAAGAUGCAUACCAGUACCAAAAUGUAUUUGCUCCACUUAUUAAGCUUGAAGCUGACUAUGAUAAGUUGAUGAAAGAAUCACAAAGUAAAGACAAUGUCAGUGUACGCUGGGAUAUCGGUCUUAACAAAAAGCGCAUAGCCUAUUUUGUCUUUCCCAAGGAAGAUAAUGAACUAAGGCUUGUUCCUGGAGAUGAGUUGCGGCUGCGAUAUUCUGGUGACACAGGUCAUCCUGCAUGGCAAUCUGUUGGACACGUGAUUAAACUAACUGCACAAGAGGAGGUUGCACUUGAACUUCGUGCAAGCCAGGGAGUCCCUGUAGAUGUGAAUCAUGGCUUUAGUGUGGAUUUUGUCUGGAAAAGUACUAGCUUUGACAGAAUGCAGGGAGCUAUGAAGACUUUUGCUGUGGACGAAACAAGCGUCAGUGGUUACCUAUAUCAUCACCUUUUGGGUCAUGAAGUUGAACACCAAGUAGUCCGUAAUGUAUUACCUCGACGGUUUGGCGCCCCUGGUCUUCCAGAGCUAAAUGCAUCCCAAGUUUUUGCUGUUAAGAGUGUCCUCCAGAAACCAAUAAGUUUAAUUCAGGGCCCACCUGGUACGGGGAAGACUGUCACAUCUGCAGCAAUUGUAUAUCACAUGGCUAAACAGGGCCAAGGGCAGGUUCUAGUAUGUGCUCCAAGCAAUGUUGCUGUUGACCAACUUGCUGAUAAGAUAAGCUCAACUGGGUUGAAGGUUGUCAGGCUUUGUGCUAAAUCAAGAGAAGCUGUCAUGUCUCCUGUUGAGCAUCUAACACUUCACUAUCAGGUCCGCCAUCUUGAUACAUCUGAAAAGAGUGAACUUCAUAAGCUGCAGCAGUUAAAAGAUGAACAAGGUGAAUUGUCAAGCAGUGAUGAAAAGAAGUUCAAAGCACUAAAACGGGCUACUGAAAGGGAGAUAUUGCAGAGUGCUGAUGUAAUUUGUUGCACAUGUGUUGGUGCAGGAGACCCCCGGCUUGAAAAUUUCCGAUUCCGCCAGGUUCUUGUUGAUGAGUCUACACAGGCAACAGAGCCUGAGUGUCUUAUUCCAUUAGUUUUAGGUGUCAAACAGGUUGUUCUUGUUGGAGAUCAUUGUCAGCUUGGUCCAGUCAUAAUGUGUAAAAAGGCUGCUCGUGCUGGAUUAGCGCAGUCUCUCUUUGAGCGCCUUGUUCUUCUUGGUCAUAAAACUUUUAGAUUGCAGGUCCAGUACAGAAUGCAUCCUUGCUUAUCUGAAUUUCCUUCUAAUAGCUUCUAUGAGGGCACUCUUCAGAAUGGAGUGACAGUUAAUGAGAGGCAAUCAUCUGGCAUUGAUUUUCCUUGGCCGGUUCCAAACCGUCCUAUGUUUUUCUAUGUGCAGAUGGGCCAAGAAGAAAUUAGUGCAAGUGGGACCUCUUAUCUCAAUAGAACUGAGGCUGCAAAUGUUGAAAAAAUUGUUACUACUUUUUUAAGAAGUGGUGUCAUACCUAGUCAGAUAGGAGUUAUUACACCAUAUGAGGGGCAAAGGGCGUACAUUGUGAGUUAUAUGUCGAGGAAUGGUGCUCUUAGACAGCAGCUUUACAAGGAAAUUGAGGUUGCUAGUGUUGACUCCUUUCAGGGUAGAGAGAAAGAUUACAUUAUUCUGUCUUGCGUGAGAAGUAAUGAACAUCAGGGUAUUGGAUUUCUUAAUGAUCCACGUAGAUUGAAUGUUGCACUAACUCGAGCUCGUUAUGGAAUUGUUAUCCUUGGGAAUCCCAAGGUUCUAAGCAAACAGCCUCUUUGGAAUAGUUUGUUGACACAUUACAAGGAGCAUGAGUGUCUUGUAGAAGGACCACUUAACAAUUUGAAGCAAAGCAUGGUACAGUUUCAGAAGCCAAAAAAGAUUUACAACAGCAGACUUUUCUAUGGGGGUGGUCCAGCGAUGGUUCAGACUGAUAACUAUGGUCCUGUCAGUUCCUCAAGCCCGCUUGCUGAGAAGAGAGGUGGGCGCAUUAAAGGUCAUUCUUAUGUCCCAUUUGGCCCUUCAAAUGGCACGCAAAAACCUGGUAUGCAUCCACCGGGAUAUCCUUUGCCCUGUGUCCCUCUUCCGCCAUUUGCUGGAGGUCCUCAUUCUCAGCCAUAUGCAAUUCCAACUCGUGGUGCAGUUCAUGGACCUUUAGGGGCUGUUCCACAGGUCCCACAGCCUGGUAAUAGGGGUUUUGGGGCCGGUCGUGGUAAUGCUGGUGGUCCUAUUGGUGGUCACCUGGCUCAUCAGCAAAAUUCCCAGCAAACUUUGGGUAUUGGGUCUGCUUUCAACUUUCCUCCCUUUGAUGAUUCAAAUAGUCAACCAUCUGUUGGUGCUCCAUCAUCUCAGACUGGAUUAAUGACUCAGAUGCCAGUUCAAGGUCUCGGUCAAGCAUUUCGUGAUGGACUUUCUGUUGGUGGCAUGUCACAGGACUUUAUUGGUGAUGACUUUAAAAGCCAAGGAUCACAUGUUGCAUAUAAUGUUGCUGAUUUUUCUGCACAGGCUUCUCAAAGUGGAUUUGGUGUUGAUUAUGUCUCCCAAGGUCCUCAUGCUGGUUUCCCAGGGAGUUAUUUAAAUCAGAGUACCCAGCCAGGAUAUUCCCAUUUGGGCACUGGAAACGAUUUUUUGUUUCAGCAGGAAUACAUGCCGCAUGGAUCACAAGGUUUAUUCACACAAGCAGGAUUCAAUGAUCCAUCACAAGAUGAAUCUUCUCAGAGCCACUUUGGCAUGGGUGGGCCCAGUUCUCUUCAGUCACAGGCAUUGCUAAACCCUCUGUAUUCACAACCCUUUGCUCAUUAUAAUGCUCAGCCUCAAAAUCUGCAGUCUCCACCACAGCAAAAUCAGGGCUCACCCAAUCAGAAACUUCACUACAAUGGCUGAGCUGCACUGGAUUUAGGAGUGAUGGGUUACAUCCUUUGCACCCAUCUUCAGUGGUUGUGCCGAGUCAUGUCUUCGUACAUUGACAGAUAACAGCUCAACCUUCUUUUUUUGGCUUCUCGCAGUCGCAUAUGGUGCACUAGUUUUAAGAUAGGAGUGGUGCAUAUGGAGAUUCGAGAUAGCAAUGGUGCUGAUUGUGCCUGAGGAGAGGAUUUAGCCCAUACUUCCAACUACAUUUAUUUUUUUUCGGAAGGAGUUGACCAUUGGGAGAAAGCAUCUUUUGCUUAUAUGAGGGCUCACAGCAAUUGGUGCCUGCAUAUUGUGAAGAAAGCCAUUCUGAGGGUAAGUGAGACAUUGCGCAUACAUGUUCAUAACCAACGCUAAAGGCUCCAUUUUGAAGAAGUGGAGUUUUCCUCCACCCGGAUGGUAUGACGAGCAAGUGUUGCAUUAUGUACAGCAGUGUUCAAAGAUGACUGGCCCGUGCUUGCCAUUUGCAUGCUCAGAUACGGAUCAAACUCACGCCUUGUCCUUUGUUGGAAUUUAAUUAUGAAAUUAGUGCAUAGUGUCAUUGUUACAAGGCUCUGUUACUAAGAAAAACUGCUUUACUCGAAGUGUGAGUUUGGAGUUUGCUUGAUUUAUAUGAUUUUGAUUUUUAUUCUUGUGGUAAA
Musa acuminata AAA Group (dessert banana) is the source of this 4675-nucleotide messenger RNA. Its product is annotated as regulator of nonsense transcripts 1 homolog. Gene Ontology annotation, molecular function: zinc ion binding; ATP binding; DNA binding. The coding region runs from base 201 to 4010 and encodes 1269 amino acids. Gene Ontology annotation, biological process: nuclear-transcribed mRNA catabolic process, nonsense-mediated decay. Lineage: Eukaryota; Viridiplantae; Streptophyta; Magnoliopsida; Zingiberales; Musaceae. The record is from RefSeq and is a predicted model, not a curated record. The transcript is spliced from 29 exons. Gene Ontology annotation, cellular component: cytoplasm.